This is a messenger RNA of Poecilia latipinna (sailfin molly), 1178 nucleotides long. Its product is annotated as glutamate receptor 3-like. NCBI's taxonomy places the organism in Eukaryota, Metazoa, Chordata, Actinopteri, Cyprinodontiformes, Poeciliidae. The transcript has 4 exons. The record is from RefSeq and is a predicted model, not a curated record. The coding region runs from base 399 to 1124 and encodes 241 amino acids.
UCAUCACCCCCCGUCCUCUCCCUCCUUCAUCCUCCUCUUUCUCGCUCUGGCCCAUUUCAGUGGUCUCCAUCCACACAGUGAAGAGAUCCGGUGGCCCGUCUCCUGCGCUCCACUCCACCACCACCACCACCAUCUUUGAGAUAAAACACUGGCUUUAGGUUCUUAGAGUAGCAGCAGCAGCAGCGGCAGUAGUAGUGGGCUGGCGCUGCAGUUGCGCUGGCACACAUUCAACGUGGGCGCACACACGGUGAGAGAGAGAGAAAAAGAGAGAGAGAGAGAGAUCCGCCGCCGCCGCCGCAUCUUGUGGAUUUCUUUGCGCUCCAGUCCGUGUUCAUGAUUCUCCCUGCUUCUCCUCGCCCACAAACACGCCAGGAGUUGAUUUCACUUCUCGGGGAAAAAUGUGGAGUCGCAGAGUUGCGGCGGUCCUGGUUUUACUUCAUCUCAUCGGGGACUCGCUGGCAGGGUUUCCAAACCAAAUCAACAUCGGUGGACUGUUCAUGCGCUCCACAGUGCAGGAGCACAGCGCCUUUAGGUUCGCUGUCCAGCUCUACAACACCAACCAGAAUGUGACAGAAAAACCUUUUCACCUCAAUUAUAAUGUUGACAACUUGGAGUCCUCGAACAGUUUCUCUGUCACGCAUGCCUUCUGCUCCCAGUUCUCCCGAGGAGUCUACGCCAUCUUCGGCUUCUACGACCGCAAGUCCAUGAACACGCUGACCUCCUUCUGCGGCGCCCUGCACACUUCCUUCAUCACGCCCAGCUUCCCCAUCGACGCCGACGUGCAGUUUGUCAUCCAGAUGAGGCCCAGUUUGAAGGGAGCCAUUCUCAGUCUGCUGGACCAUUACAAGUGGGAGAGGUUCGUCUAUCUUUACGACACCGACAGAGGCUUUGCAAUCCUCCAGGCCAUAAUGGAGUCGGCUGUAGCCAAUAACUGGCAGGUGACGGCUCGCUCUGUUGGGAACGUGAACGUCUCAACGUACACACAAAUCAUCCGGGAGAUGGACAACCGGCAGGAGAAACGUUUUCUCAUCGACUGCGAGGUGGAUAGGAUUGACUUAAUACUCCAGGAGGUACUGAGCCAACACACACUGCCGCUUCGGCCUAGUUCUGCUAAAGAAAAGUAGCACACUGGAAGCAAACCUGCCCUUGAACAUCAGAAAAUAAAUCUUUAAGAUCGU